Molecule: messenger RNA, 535 nt
Organism: Xyrauchen texanus (razorback sucker)
Lineage: Eukaryota; Metazoa; Chordata; Actinopteri; Cypriniformes; Catostomidae
Exons: 4
Coding region: 8-535 (175 amino acids)
Source: RefSeq, a predicted model, not a curated record
ACAGAAAAUGGCAGUGAACAAGAGGAAAGCUAGAAUGUCCAGCGUUUUCCCCACAGAUAUGAGGGGUCCUCCUGGCCACUGUAUGUCAUGUGGUCAUACAUGUGCUGGACAUGCCGUUUGGAAUCCCAAGUUCUGUGUGGUCACGGACUAUCAAAUGCUGCUGCUGGAUAAGGAAGAGAUACACCCUCUACUUCUGCAGGAGAAGAGGACUGACACCUGUAAAUCCAGACUGCUGCGCCGCACCAUCAGUGUACCUGUGGAGACACAGUUUCCAGAAUUCCAAUGCCAUCUAUCAGUGGACAACAAGUCUGGAAGCCUGGUUGGCUUUCUCCAACCUGUCGUGCUGGCUAGUCAGGAUGAUCAGACUCAGCUACAUGAUUCAAUGGCACCUGUUUUACCUGUUUUUAAGGAAAUUGCAGUCCUUCUAGAGAAGGACGCGAUAGAGCCUGUCCCUCCAGUCGAGAUGAAGAGGUUUUACAGCCCCUACUUUAUCAUUCUGAAGAAAGGCGGUGGGUUUGUGGACCUGCAAGCUUAG